CUCCCUCCCUCAGGCUCUGAGCCGUUUGACACCACCACUGCGGUGCCGCCCCACCGCCGCGCUGUCGCUAUGGAAACCGCGCCAUCUUGGCGGGCGCUGGGCAGGCAGAGCCCGCCGCGCCGCCCGUUGCUACGCGCCCGAGACGUAACGAGAGCGGCGGCGGCGGCGGGGGGUGUGCGCAGGCGCGCUGCACUAAGCGCCCCGGUGCGGCGGAGCCGGCGGGCGGCGCAGGCGCGGUGCGGGCAGCGGUGAGGGCUGGUGUCGGUUGCGGCGUGAGGGGCUCCACCGGGAAGAUGGACGAGUUCCAGCCGGGGGAGGAGACUUCCUUUGUUGUUGAUGAAGUCAGUGCCAUCAUUAAAGAGGCCAUUGAAGGUGCGAUAGGUGGCAAUACCUACCAGCACAGCAAGGUGAACCAGUGGACAACCAGUGUGGUGGAGCAAACGCUGAGCCAACUCACAAAGCUGGGGAAGCCUUUCAAGUAUAUUGUGACCUGUGUGAUUAUGCAAAAGAAUGGUGCUGGGCUACACACAGCAAGCUCUUGCUUCUGGGACAACUCCAGUGAUGGGACCUGCACUGUGAGAUGGGAGAAUAAGACGGUGUACUGUAUUGUCAGUGCCUUUGGACUCGCCAUCUGAUUGCCUUGGAAUCAUUCACCCUUCUCUUUUCUACUCCAGCACCUGAGUCCACCUCUACUCAAACUGUGAACACACUGAACAACUUCUGGUUUUAAUGUACUUUUUUAGUAACUUUUUUCAAAUGUAGGAAUGUGAAAACAUGCUGUUACAUGGUUUAUGUUUGUUCUUAGUAUGGUAGCAGUGUUGCCACACUGUCUUAACACUUCAAGAACUUCUCUUCAAGGUGCUAAUACUGAAAUCUGCUGCAGUGCAAACACUUUCUCUAGAUUUCUUUUUUAAGACCAAUCUAAAUGAGACACUGAUUUUCAUACUUUGUACUUUUGGUUAGCAUUAAAUUAUUGAAAUUCAUAA
Messenger RNA from Strigops habroptila (Kakapo), 986 nucleotides. RefSeq names its product dynein light chain Tctex-type 1 (gene DYNLT1). The record is from RefSeq and is a predicted model, not a curated record. Gene Ontology annotation, biological process: microtubule-based movement. Lineage: Eukaryota; Metazoa; Chordata; Aves; Psittaciformes; Psittacidae. The coding region runs from base 294 to 635 and encodes 113 amino acids. Gene Ontology annotation, molecular function: dynein intermediate chain binding. Gene Ontology annotation, cellular component: cytoplasmic dynein complex; cytoplasm. The transcript has 5 exons.